UUCCCACGUUGGUCCAGUCACCUUGCAGAUUGGCUAGGACUCGCGUAACUGUUUAGUCCUUCACUGCUAAGGGGUUUAGAUACUCACUCUGCUUUGGUUUUCCCUCCGCGAUGAGGCGUGUCGCAUUUCUCAACCUUCCCUGAGAUAUAACUUCACCACCUGCCGAACCCCCCCUCCUUAAUUUUUGGCUGGUGUGCAACAGCUGCUGCCUCCCUAGGCGUUGAUAGCAGCCGCCGUUUUGCGACCUCUAAAGCGCGUUGCUGUUACUAUCGUUGGCUGGGGAGUUUGUCCUGCUUGGCUCGCCGUGCGACGGUGGGAGGGCAGGGGGCAGGCUGAGAUGGGAGAGGGCAUGUCCAAACGACUGAAGGUGCAACUGGGAGGUGAAGCGGAGAUGGAGGAGAGGGCGUUCAAUAACCCCUACCCAGAUUACCAGCCUCAUGGAACCGCCGCCUCGGCCAGUACCACUCUGUCUUCCCCCAGCGACUCGGAGGGCAAUCGGUGCAGUUCGGCUUCGCCCCAAAGAGACGACUCCCUCCCCUUCGAAAGCGACGGGCAGAUCAGUCCAUAUUUUAAUAAGAAAAUUACAACUAAAAUUAAAGACUUACUGCAGCAAAUGGAAGAAGGAUUAAAGACAGCAGAUCCUCAUGACUGCUCUGCAUAUACUGGCUGGACAGGCAUAGCCCUCUUGUAUCUUCAGCUAUAUCGUGUGACAAAGGAGCCAGCCCACCUGCAGCGAUCCCUGGAUUACGUGAAGAGAAUCCUGCGCAAUCUGAAUGGAAGAAGAGUCACGUUUCUCUGCGGUGACGCUGGGCCUUUGGCAGUAGGAGCGGUUGUGUACCACAAGCUGAAGAAUGACAGUGAAUCCAAGGAGUGUGUGACUAAACUUUUGCAGCUCCAGAGGAUGGUCCUUGCUUCAGAUUCUGACCUUCCAGAUGAGUUGCUUUAUGGAAGAUCUGGUUACCUGUAUGCUUUGCUUUAUCUGAAUACUGAAAUUGGUCCUGAGACAGUGCCACAGUCAGUAAUCAAAGAGGUUGUAGAAUCCAUCAUUGAAUCAGGGAAAAACUUUUCCAGAGAAGAACGAAAGACUGAACGGUGCCCAUUACUGUACCAGUGGCACCGGAAGCAGUAUGUAGGGGCAGCCCAUGGUGUGGCUGGGAUCUACUACAUGCUUAUGCAGCCAGCAGUUAAUAUUGACCAGGAGACACUGAUGGAACUUUUGAAGCCAAGCAUUGACUAUGUGCGUCAUAAAAAAUUCCGAUCUGGGAAUUACCCCUCAUCUUUAAGCAAUGAAACUGACAGGCUAGUGCACUGGUGUCAUGGGGCACCUGGAGUCAUCCAUAUGCUCAUGCAAGCCUAUAAGGUUUUCAAGGAAGAUAAAUAUUUGAAGGAUGCUAUGGAAUGUAGUGAUGUCAUUUGGCAAAGAGGGUUGUUGAGGAAAGGGUAUGGAAUCUGUCAUGGGACUGCUGGAAAUGGCUACUCUUUCUUAUCCCUCUAUCAUCUAACUCAGGAUAAAAAGUAUCUUUACCGAGCUUGCAAGUUUGCCGAGUGGUGUCUAGACUAUGGUGCACAUGGAUGCCGUAUUCCUGACCGCCCCUACUCAUUGUUUGAAGGCAUGGCAGGAGCUAUCCACUUCCUCUCUGACAUCUUGGUUCCUGAAAAGUCCCGCUUCCCAGCAUUUGAACUUAGUCCUCAAAGGAAAGAAAACAAAGAGGAGAGCAGCAGCUAAAUGGUAGUUGAAGCUGGUGCCAGAAGCCGCAAGACUGCUGAGUGCCUAAAGCAUAUUGGACCAACGUUGGAGUCCCAGCAGCGAGAUGCAGGAAAACUUUCUUGGCUGUCCUUUAAAGGACUGUGUUUGUCAUUAGCGCAUGAAUGAGAGAAUUCCAUACCUUGAUGUUUCCUUAUAAGAGAUACCUUUAACAGUGGCAAAGAGCAAAUUUCAGUUCGUUGGGAUGUUCCUUGUUUGGCUUUCACAGUUGUCUCUUCAGGACUUUCAAGUGUUUGCAUGUUUCUUGGUGUUGUCUGUAAGUGUGAUUUUUCCCCCCUUGUUUGUUGCAAAGCUGAAAAAUAUUCUGUAACAUCCAGUCCUGUUGUUUUUCCUGUGCAUGACUGUACUAACAACACAGUUCUCUUUCUGCAGCUGGAAAGGACAUGAUCACAAUAGGACCGCUCUGUUGGACACAAUAAAUGAGAGAAGCAGGAAGGGCCAGAUACUCAAGUCAAAGAAUCCUUUCUCCAGUAGACAAGUGCAGAGUUGUAGAGCAUUUUGUCUGCUCCCAAGAACACGAACCCAUCACAGUUCAGCAGUUUUAAAGCCCUAUGUGCUUAAAUUGCUCUGACUGCAGUCAGUAGAACCUAGAAAUACUCAACUUCUAGAUGGAUUUUGCCCACAUUUGUUCCUCCCAUAGGGAAUAUUUUUUAAAGAUUUUAUUUCAUCCGAAGUGCAACAGUAAUAUCCCAUGAUCACUGAAAUACGUGGAUCCAGAUUAUGGAGGUUGCUUAAGUCCACUUCAAAUUAAAUAGGGUAACAUAAUCCCCCCCCUUUUUUUCUUUCUUUAUUAAACUUGUACCGCUGCCCAACUCCCAGCAAUUCUGGGUGAUGUACAAAUUUUUCUUCAAACGCUUUUCAGUUCACACUUUUCUGAUUCUUGAAAAACAGACUCCUUUUAUUGCAGAGCGGGAUAACAUAUAUGCUGGGUUGCUUCUUUGUGCAGCUAGACCAUGAUCAUCAACCCCAGUUUAUGAAGAAAAACUACCCCUUUGGUGGUAUUACACAUGCAGUAUUUGAUGAUUGUGAUUGGCAGACAGUAGAAAUCACAAAGAGCCACAGAAAACAAAAUGGCUUAUUGUGAUUUGGUUUCUUGGUGGCACCUGUGUAAUCUGUUCUGAUUAAGAAGGCAACGAUGGCUCCCCCGUGGGCUUUGGUUGCCCAAUUUUUGCCAUUUCAUCCUUUGAAACUUCGUAUUUUCUUUGCAUUCUUCCAUUCAAGAGCUACAUAUUGAGUAGGUCAUUCACACUGAACUUUCUCAAUAAAUAGAUGUUUACUCUUCGUAUUUACAGUUUCACAUCUUCUAAAAGAAUCUGAAUAAAACAAGUUUUGUGUACCAUUUGGGGGGAAAGGGUUAGUGUUAAAACUAACCCAAAACUUUCCAGUCACUGAAAGAUAAACCCCACUCUUAGAAUGGAUAUUUAAAAGUUGUACCAGAUUGUUCUGAUUUUGUGAUGGCGACUAUUGUUUCUAGUCUAACAUGGAAGGGCAGUUUCACAGUCAGUGGAACCUUUUCUAAGGAGGGAUGGUGGGUUUGGGAAGGGAAAACUGGUUGCCAUAAUGUUUUGCUGUUCAAAUGGUUUUUCAAAAAAUAUAAAUAAAUACAUUUAGCAAAAUAUAGAA
Messenger RNA from Candoia aspera, 3388 nucleotides. It is a transcript of the gene LANCL2, whose product is annotated as LanC like glutathione S-transferase 2. The record is from RefSeq and is a predicted model, not a curated record. NCBI's taxonomy places the organism in Eukaryota, Metazoa, Chordata, Lepidosauria, Squamata, Candoiidae. The transcript is spliced from 9 exons. Bases 338 to 1726 code for a protein of 462 amino acids. Gene Ontology annotation, cellular component: plasma membrane. Gene Ontology annotation, biological process: carbohydrate metabolic process; peptide modification.